ACUUUCUUAAAUACCUGCUAAAAUGUCAAGGAGGAAGUAAUGAAGUUACGUAAUCGUGUUGCUAAAGUUUUAAUGGAAAUACGACGUUGAUAACGAUCACUUAACUAAAGGGCUUGCACAGCAAUCUAUAAAUACUUGAAACUAACAAUCGUUGAUAAACAAAGUGUAUGAUAUUGAUACACGUAUUUGUAGACCAAUCACUUUCAUGCUGAUCUAAUCCUACUGUCUGUUUCCUGCCACGUACUUGUUUAUUACGUUACCCCCUGUUUCAUAUAAAUAUACGUGUUUUUGUUUUUAAUAUUUAAACUCCAGUAAACUUUCGUUAGAUAUCUAAAAUGGAGUCAUCCGCUUUUAGUAAAGUUUCCUUUACCGAUUUCAAAUGGCUCAAUGAACCGAAAAGCUGGAAAGCUAAUAAAGAAGUGCUUGAAUUUUCUACUGGUAAUAAAACUGACUUUUGGCAGAAAACCUUUUACGGUUUCACUUUUAACACCGGACAUCUAUAUGGAGUGGAAAUAAAAGAUGACUUCACUUUGAAGGUUUGCAUCGAAGCAAACUUCACAACUCUCUACGAUCAAGCGGGUCUCAUGAUCUAUAUAGAUGAGCACCAUUGGUUGAAGACCGGGAUAGAGUAUAACGACGGGCAGCCUAUGAUCGGCAGUGUCCUUACUAAUGAAGUUUCGGACUGGGCUACGGGCAUAUUUCCUGGCAACCCCAAGAAAUUCUACCUCCGCCUAACCCGCCUCCGCGACACCGUGUGUGUCAAAUAUUCCAUAGACAACCAAACUUGGACUUUACUCAGACUUUGCCCGUUUCCUGCAGCCAGCAAGUAUUUUGUUGGCCCUAUGGCUUGCACGCCCCAAAGAGAAGGGUUGGAAGUAAAAUUUAGUAACUUAAGUAUUAGUAAACCAGCGGACGAUAUAUUGCAUUCAAAUUAAUUAAUAAAAAAAUCUUUAGGUAUAGAUAGAUUAAUAGGGUCCCGUUUUACCCUUUGGGUACGGAACCCUAAAAAAUUAUGUAAUAUAAUUUACAAAUCGUCACAAACAAGUUAAAUGACUUGAAUAAAACAAUUAUUUUGAAAAAGUAUUUAUUUCUUCUUUACUGUCCUCACGACAUUAUUGUCUUAUUUUACGUGGAAUGUUAACGACAGACAACACAGUAUCCACUAUACUUCGGAUAUAUUUAGGUUCACCCACGAACCUAUUUUCAGGAAUUCUGAACCUGAAUCUCUAUGGUCACUUUUAGAUUUUCCCAUAGCGAUUAUUCCAUACAAAAAUACAGUUGCCAAGUCUAUAAUAUGUAUAUCUCAAUCAAAAAUAAUUGAUUGUAAUAGAGAGGUAGAAAAAGACGUGCCCCUUAGUUUGACAUCUGUAACAACUGCGCUAUAUGUUUUGCGGUCACUGAAUUGUCAAACGUGAACUUUUGACAAUCAGAGUUACUGCAAAAUGUGUGGAGCUGUGCAGCGCCAUCUAGUUUACCUGUCAAGUUCGAAUCAAGAAUUUGACUUAGAUUUUACACAUCUUACUCAAUCAAUGUAUCUUUGAUCUGAAUUUAGUGACCAGAUUAGAUUCAGGCUCUAUUUCUCAA
Cydia pomonella (codling moth) is the source of this 1584-nucleotide messenger RNA. RefSeq lists its product as uncharacterized. NCBI's taxonomy places the organism in Eukaryota, Metazoa, Arthropoda, Insecta, Lepidoptera, Tortricidae. Bases 336 to 935 code for a protein of 199 amino acids. The transcript is spliced from 3 exons. The record is from RefSeq and is a predicted model, not a curated record.